Molecule: messenger RNA, 3238 nt
Organism: Colossoma macropomum (tambaqui)
Lineage: Eukaryota; Metazoa; Chordata; Actinopteri; Characiformes; Serrasalmidae
Gene: coro2a
Product: coronin, actin binding protein, 2A
Exons: 12
Coding region: 268-1851 (527 amino acids)
Biological process (GO): actin filament organization
Molecular function (GO): actin filament binding
Source: RefSeq, a predicted model, not a curated record
GCGGGCCGUUCUGUGUCGGGGAGGAGCUGCUCCUCCUCCUGGCUGCCCAGUUAGUGCUCGAUGCUGAGCGCAUGUACAUGUGCACUGCUGUUUGUUCUGUGUUGGUGUGUGUCUGUUUUCUGUUCAGUUUUUCUCCAGUCUUGGCGCUAAUGUGUGUCCGGUAGCCACGCCGAGCUCAGUUGGUCAGUAGAAAGCCGGACAGUACCGCCGGAGAGCAGUAUUAUCACUGUCCUUCACCUGCUCACAGACUGCAGGUCCAUUACGAAGAUGACAUGGCGUCCUCAGUACCGCAGCUCUAAGUUCCGUCAUGUGUUUGGUAAAGCUUCCACUAAGGAGAACUGCUAUGAUGGAGUGCCGAUCACACUCAGCGUCCAUGACAACCUGCUCUGCUCCGUUAACCCCCGCUUCAUCGCUGUCAUCACAGAGUGUGCAGGGGGUGGAGCCUUCCUUGUCCUCUCCAUCACUCAUACAGGAAAGGUUGACCCUCAUCACCCAAAAGUUUCUGGCCACAGAGGGAAUGUGCUGGACAUCAAAUGGAACCCGUUCAAUGAUUUCUGUAUAGCUUCCUGUUCAGAGGAUGCUACGGUAAAAGUCUGGGAUAUCCCUCAGCAUGGUGUGAUGAAGAACAUUACAGUUCCCUGGAAGGAGCUGCAGGGUCACUCCCGCAGGGUGGGGCUUAUAGAGUGGCACCCAACAGCCAGCAACGUACUGUUUAGCACUGGAUACGAUUACCAGGUGAUGGUGUGGAACCUGAACUGUCCUGAACCUGUGGUGAAGAACCCCGUGCGGACAAUCAGUGUCCACUCUGACGUGGUUCUGUCUAUGUCCUUCAACAUGGACGGCAGUCGUCUUGCUACAUCCUGCAAGGACAAGAAGAUUCGUAUCAUCGACCCUCGCACAGGGACACUCGUGCGGGAGACAAAUUGCAAGACCCAUAAAGCUAGUAAAGUUCUGUUUUUGGGAAACCUUAAGAUGCUGCUGUCGACUGGGACAUCCCGCUGGAACCACCGGCAGAUUGCACUCUGGGAUCAGGAGGACCUCUCUCAGCCUUUGUUUCAGGAGGAUCUGGACGGGUCCUCUGGCGUUUUGUUCCCUUUCUACGACCCUGACACACACAUGCUUUACAUAGCAGGAAAAGGAGAUGGUAAUAUCAGGUACUAUGAGAUCAGCUCCGAGAAGCCAUACGUGCACUUUCUGACCGAAUAUCGCUCUAUACUUCCACAGAAAGGGAUGGGUGUCAUGCCAAAGCGAGGUCUGGAUGUGUGUUCCUGUGAAGUUUUCAGGUUUUAUAGACUGGUGACAAUCAAAAGCCUCAUUGAGCCUCUAUCCAUGAUCGUUCCCCGCAGGUCUGAAUCCUAUCAGGAGGAUAUUUACCCCAUGACGGCUGGGAAGGAGCCUGCCAUGACAGCCGAGGAGUGGCUGAGCGGGAUGGACAAAGGUCCUGUGUUGAUGUCUUUAAAACCGGGCAGUAAGUUGGAGCCGUAUGCCGACCUAGGGUCAGUAAAGGCCCCCAGUGUGUCUGCUGACAGUCAGCGGAGUGUGAGCCGUCCAGGUCCUCUCCAGUUCAGCCUCAUACAACAGCAGCAGCAGCAGCAGCAGGAGGAAAGGGAGAGCAGAGAGACCUCCACCAAUGCCCCACCGCAUGACAGGAGCUCCAGCACCAUCACCAACGGACAGAGAGACUUCACUCACUGCUCUCCGCCCAAAACAGAGAAUGAGUUGCGGCAGAUGUUCUAUAAGCAGCAGGAUGAAAUCCGGAGGCUGCGGGAGCUGCUGAACCAGCGGGAUGUUCGGAUAAAGCAGCUGGAACUCGAGAUCAAAAACGUCAAGAACGUGCAGAGCUUGCGCUGAGGAUACACACACUGAGAUACACCGAAACGCACCACGACCCAUCCUGCACACACACACCCUCACACUUGACCACACCUAGACGAGCUGAGUGUGUGAGGCACAUAGGCUGAACCCCGUUAACCCUAAAGCAUUCCUCACUAGACUUUUGUAUGGCUUUGUGCAGAAAAUAGAACUCAGCGCGUUUGUUUUAAUGUUUAUUUUAUUUUUUAUUUUUUUUCAAUUUGUUGCUUUCGUUUAGAUUUGUUUUUAUGCCUCAGAGCUAUGCAAUUUUUUUGGCAUGUGAUGAUCCUUUUUGAAAUGUACUUUUUUAAUUUUAGGGAAAAAAAUUGUGCCUGUCUUACAUGAUGCGUUUAGUGAGUGUGAGUGUACAAUUGUGUGUGUGUGUGUGUGUGUGUGUGUGUGUGUGUGUGUGUAUGAGCAUUUGUUGAAUAAUCAUUGGGAAGAAGGGACGUAGAAUAUAUAGCAUAUAGAAUGAUUGCAUAAUACACUGAAUGUUUCUCUUUGCAGAUUAAUUUCUUGAUUCAUGCUCCUCCCACAAAAGUGUUUUGGUUUUUAGCUACUGUUGUUUGACUGAGUUUGGACGAGCUACCAAAAAUACCACUGUAAAAAUGUCGUCCAGCCUAAGGAGAAACCAUAUCUCCUAACUGUGUAUGAGAGACUUUGCCUGGCUUAACAGCUCAGCUUUUGUCAGAAGCUAGCUUCUGUGGCGUGGCUGAGGUUACUGUAAAAGAUUUCCGCACAUUUUUCUCAUCCUACUGACAUACAUACCGACAUUAUGGCACAAGACAGAAAACAUAGAAUGUAGUCGAGCUGCAUUAGUAUAGUCAAGCUACUCAGAGACAGAGAGAGAGAGAGAGAGAGAGAAACGACACCAGAUCUAACCUUAACAAUAAGACUUUUCACACGCAUACAAAAUAAAUAUCAUUUCAAAUUAAUGACAUGCUCUAAAUAUAAGUAUGAUAAGUGAUAAAAACUGAGUUGUGUUCUAGAGUUUCUCAUUAGCUUAAAUGGGGAUUUUUACCAGGGUUCUGUAAUGCUCGUCCCACAUCACAACAGUAGCUACGAAAGAACAUGUUUGUGGGCGGAGCCUGAAAAGUUUGAUUUGCUAGUUGAACUGCUGUAUGAUGUUAAUGGGAUGACUGAUUAGUGGAAUGGAAUAUAAUGAGUUUAACACUGUGUCUGUACUGAGGGAAAGAUUGAAAGCUGUUAAACACUGAAAUACUGUCUGUGGCUGAAUGAACUGCUGGUGAAAAAGCCAUCUCUCUGUACGGGUAUUGCACAUCGUCCCACGCGCUUUAUUUCUCUUUUAUUUAUGACUUGUUAUUAUUUUUUUUUUUAAAGACACUGGAAAAGAGAACAAAAGAAUAUUAAAAUGCCUGGAAUCUAA